AUUUUUUUUUUCUCGUACUAGAGACGGAGAUGAUACUGUUACGUGUUUUGCUUGUGGUGUUACUAAACAUAACUGGCUAAAAUAUGAUGACCCUCUUCAAGUUCACAAAGAUCUGAAUCCAAGAUGUAAUUUUUUAAACAAUACAUCAACGAAUGUCGGCAUCUUAGUUCCAGAGUCAGAUGAAUAUAAUAAAAUCUUGGAAACGCUGCAUAAUACAUAUUGUGGAACACACAGAAAUCACCCUGUCGAGUGUUACAUCUCAUCACCAAUAGACGAUAGCGACACUAUAGAUUUAACUUCAGAUACGUCAUUUCCAGAACAGAUGGGUACACGUCGAGAGGCAAUACCUAUCUACAGUAGUGAUUCGGAGAUCAGUAUAUCCCUCUUUAUCUUAGCAAGUUCUGCUAGAUUUGUACAAACUAUGAUAGUAGAAGAAGCAAGACUAAGAACAUUUCAAAACUGGCCAAGAUAUUUAGCUGUUAGACCGAUUGAAUUAGCACGAGUAGGAUUCUAUCAUCUUGGCUCCGCUGACCUGGUACGGUGUGCCUUCUGUGGGGGAGUUUUAAGAGAUUGGGAAGAAGCAGAAAGUUCAGUUGCUGAACACUGGAGAUAUUUUUCCAGUUGUGAAUUCUUGAGAGGAACCAACCAAUCUAAUGUUCCUAUUAUACCAAAUGAUAGUUAUAUACAUGAUUAUGUAUCAACUCAUCCACUGAGUUCUACAGAUGAAGAUGUUAGAGCAGCUCUUAAUCCACUAUCAACUAUUUUAGAUAGUGGAAAUUUGAACCUAGUUCAAAGUGAUGCACCAGCAACAGCAGAAGAUUUGGGUAUCAUCACUCAAACAGCUUCCCAACCAGAUAAAGCUAUCCUCACUACUCGGGUGGCAACAUUUGCUAAUUGGCCGAGAAGAUCACCAUUGCCCAGCAAAGAACAGAUUGCUGAAGCUGGAUUUUACUACCUUGACCGAGAAGAUGCAGUAAAAUGUUUCUUUUGUGGUGGUGUUUUAAAAUCCUGGAGAGAUGAGGAUAUCCCAUGGAAAGAACAUGCAAAAUGGUUUCCUAAAUGUGCUUAUUUACUGAGGAUCAAAGGUCAAGAAUUUGUGGACACUAUACAUCAACCUGGUACCGGUACGGCAAAGGUUGUAGGAACUAAUGGUUAUCCGGGUGUUACAGGCCAGCUUUAUAAGAACGGUUCUGAUCUGCCUAAUGCAGCUUCAGACAUGGACAGUGUCACAAUUGGACUUAGGAUUAAAAUAAAUGACGAUGUGAUGAAAACGGGACAUCCAGUUGUCACCGAUAAGAAUAAUCAUGUGCCCACUGGCACCCUGGCUGCUGCUGAAGCGGCACCAGCAAAACAGCAAGCAUCAGAAGCAGCAACUGAAGCAAGAACCGAUGCUAUUCCACAACAAGGAGAAGAAUCAUCCGAGCUACUGCGAGAAAAUGAAGAAUUGAAAGAACAGCGAUUGUGUAAAAUCUGUAUGGAUGCUGAAUCUAAUAUUGUUCUUCUUCCUUGUGGCCAUCUUGUUUCAUGUGAAUUAUGUGCCCCUGUUUUAACAAAAUGUCCGAGGUGUUGUAAAGCAGUGCGUGGAAGCGUCAAAACUUAUUUGUCAUAAACGUGGAUUUGGGGUAUGGGAAAGUAGCAUAAACAUUCUUGUAAUGCUGCAUUUAUUUAACCUGUCUGGUAAAUCGUCAACGUUUAUCUUUAUCUGGUUCCAUAUUAUGGCAUUAGUAGACUUAAUUAUCAUAUAAAUAUACAUCUGAAAAUUAGAAAUUGCUGUGGAUGAAUUUUAUAAGAGGAAAUUUGAAAUAUUUGUGUAUGUGGUAGUUAAAAAGUGUUUCACAAAAGCAUGCCCAGUUAUUACCCAGACGUGUUGAUUAAACAGAUAAUAUGUGACAUUAUGCCACAUGGUUGGACAUCAAAUCGGGUAUGUGACACUAAAAUCACAACACCAAAACUAAGUAUAUAAAAUAAUGAUUUCUGCAACAAAAUAUCAUUUAAACGUUAAAACACAUUAAAGGGAUCUACCCUGGCUAUUUCGUCCAAGCAGGCACCUAGCUACAUACUUACAGGUCAACUUUUCAGAAUUUGUUACCCUUGAAUCACAAUAUGAGACCAAAACCGUCACGAGCAUACGGUGACCGCGCUUUUUGUAUCUAUGCACCACAUCUGUGGAAUAGCCUGCCAGCCUCUCUCCGUGAUAUAGAUUUGUUCGCCUCCUUCAAAACCGCAUUGAAAACACACGUUUUUAGAAAAUUUUAUUGUUGAGGCCGCAAGAUUAUGAAAUAUGCAAUACAUUGUAAAUAUGCAACUAGAAAAAGAAAUUAUAUAACAUACUCGAGAGUUUUAUAGUAUUAGGUUAAGUUGUCUAGUUAUUGUUGAUAUUUCUUUUAAUUACUUGUAAUGUUAUUUUUAGAAUGAUUUUAUGUACUGUCUAUCAUUGAAUUAUACACUAGGUAAUUACUAUAUUGAUGUAAAGCGGUUUGAGAUGCUUUUAUGUAAAUCGCUAUAUUAAAAAUAAAUCAUUAUCAUUAUCAUUGUA
Molecule: messenger RNA, 2536 nt
Organism: Patella vulgata (common limpet)
Lineage: Eukaryota; Metazoa; Mollusca; Gastropoda; Patellidae
Product: baculoviral IAP repeat-containing protein 3
Exons: 6
Coding region: 323-1609 (428 amino acids)
Biological process (GO): regulation of cell cycle
Cellular component (GO): cytoplasm; nucleus; spindle microtubule
Source: RefSeq, a predicted model, not a curated record